Messenger RNA from Amphimedon queenslandica, 910 nucleotides. RefSeq lists its product as uncharacterized. Gene Ontology annotation, molecular function: protein binding. The coding region runs from base 261 to 890 and encodes 209 amino acids. The transcript has 3 exons. NCBI's taxonomy places the organism in Eukaryota, Metazoa, Porifera, Demospongiae, Haplosclerida, Niphatidae. The record is from RefSeq and is a predicted model, not a curated record.
AAGUUAAUGGGCUAAGAUAUGACAAUCGGUACUGUUAUCGCUACGUUUCACCUAACACCUAUACCAUCUCAUAUUAUUAUGCUGCUGCUGGUCAUUGCAUCAAUACCUCAGUCUGUCAAAAUGGACAGAUACAAUUACUUGAUACUAAUGCUGUAUUGCUGUGUGUAAAUGGAGAGUGGCAUGCAUUAUGUAGUACAGCAUGGUCCUCUACUCAAGCACAAGUUGUAUGUAGACAAUUAGGAAAGGAUACAAAAGGAGCUAUGGCAGUGAAUGUUUCAGUAGCUACUGAUACUAUGUCAGUAAUACCAAUACCAGUUAACUUUGACUGUCUUGGAAAUGAAAUGUUUUUAUAUAAUUGUUCAGAUAGUGGCUCAAUUUCUUGUGAUGAUGCAUCUUCUCAAACUACAGUUGUUGCUGGUGCUAUAUGUGAAGAUUUGCCUGGUCCUCCUUCAAAUCUUACUGUCAAUAGCCAACAGUCAGAUAUUACAUUACAUUGGGAAUACACUGAUGAUGCUAAUAAUGUGUCUAAUUUUAGUGUUUACUGUAAACAUGACAAGACUGUUAAUCCUCAACUGCACUUGAAUAUCAAAACUGAGCUAAGCUUGCUGACAAAGAACAACAGUGCAACACUGAUUGGUUUAUUAGCCAAUACUGUGUACACAUGCUGUGUGUCUGCUGUAUUCCCUUAUAUGGAGACUGAAUCAACAUGCAUUAAUGUAAUAAAAGGUCAGUUCUGUAAUUUUAAUUUAAAAUAUUUCAUAUUUGCAGGGUAUCAAGAAGCUGGUUCUAGCAAUUCUUCUACAUUAUCAUCUAUUCCUGCUGGUAACUUAAAGAGCAUAAAAUUAAUGGUCUCAUUAUUGUGUAUUUUAUUGCAGCUACUGCAACUGUAGCAUCAUCAUCAUCAAUUCAU